UUCGCAUUAAUUUUGUUGAAGUAGUUUUCCCCCCUCUUCUUGUCUCUCCUUCUCCCCUCUGUUCUCCGUCUUCUUCUAGAUUCUUCUGAUCUUUCCGAGGUUAUUCCGCUACUAGACGAAGGAAUCUAGUCUUGUUCAGAAAAUCGGAGGUUUUAGGGUUCGAUCGUCAAUUGAGGUUCGCCCUUGUCGGAGGUUUUAAGGUUUUGAAUUGAUUGCAGGCGUCUUAACUCUUAAGAAGCUAGGAUUCUUUCUAGUCAUCCGUAUUGCGAAUGGAAGUAUUGGGUUCCCGAGAGGUAGAUGAUCUCAGUGACAUAAAGCAGGCAAUACUUCAUGCUUGUUUGAAUGAAGAUGAUAAGGAUGGGGAUGAUACGAGUGAUGAUGUGGAAAACUUACUUGAACAAGGACAUCAAAGCAAACCUCCUCAAAAGUGUUUAGGCAAGUGUGCAUCAUUUUCUUCCGCUGUGUCUCCUCCCGAAGAUGAUGAUGAACUUGAAACUGCAUUGCGGCGCAUAUUCACAGAGGAUUCAGUGCAGUCACCUUACUGCCGCUCAAUUUCUUUGCCUACUCCCUUGAAGCUAGUGUCUGCCCUCAAAGGUAGCCGUGAGAAACAGGGAUUAUCGCCGAAGAAGCUGAGUGUGACAUGGGCCCCUGAUGUGUAUGAUCCUCCACCAACGUCAGUAUUGCACACAGUUAGAGGCAAGAAGCAGCAGAGGUUGAAGAAGAACAAUGACAAGAAGAAAAAUGGAAAGAAAGGGCAGAAGGGUAAUAACUCACGUGGUAGCGGUGGUAAAGACAACAAACAAUUUCGCAGAGGUGGCGCGAAUGCUGAUAGGACUUAUAAACCACAGGAGGCUCGGGAUAGAGUAGUCAACACCUCAGGUGAACUUGAUGGUUUCACCGUCGGCAAACCAGAACCCUAUUGCGGGAGCAGUUUUCUGAAAGAAUCACCCACUAGGAUGCACUACUCCUUGGCAGAGGCUCUAUGAUACAUCUCUUUUCACAUCAUGGAGAAAAGCUGUUGCUUUAACAAUCCAUGUAGAUAAAUAAGCUCGAUUCUGUUUUCUCUAUUAUGGAUAUUUUGAACAAUUACAAUGGAGAAUUAUGCAAUGGAUUUUGAUUAUGGUGUGGGUUUGAAAAGUUUUGUUAA
Theobroma umbraticum is the source of this 1147-nucleotide messenger RNA. RefSeq lists its product as uncharacterized. Lineage: Eukaryota; Viridiplantae; Streptophyta; Magnoliopsida; Malvales; Malvaceae. The record is from RefSeq and is a predicted model, not a curated record.